This is a messenger RNA of Stereum hirsutum FP-91666 SS1, 600 nucleotides long. RefSeq lists its product as uncharacterized. The transcript is spliced from 2 exons. Lineage: Eukaryota; Fungi; Basidiomycota; Agaricomycetes; Russulales; Stereaceae. The record is from RefSeq and is a predicted model, not a curated record. The coding region runs from base 1 to 600 and encodes 199 amino acids.
AUGCACUCAAAUUACUUGUUCCUCAAGAAUGGAUAUAGCUCUGGACCCCGCCUCCUCCCUCCUCCUCUUCCCCCUCCCCCUACUCCAUCUCCACCUCCACCGCCGCCACCGCCGCCACCUCCUCCUCCACCACCUACCUUGAACAUGGAACUGGUCACAAUGAGGGCAUUUGGUGAUAAUCACUGGUACUUACUGCUCAAGGAUCCAAUGCUGGGUGACCGGAUGUUCCAUCUCGACCAUUUCAAAUCACAGGAACAUCCGUGUCUCGAGGUUAAACUUCCGGAUGAUUGGCUGCAAGAUCUUCUGCAAGGUGGUCUCUGGGUCGGUCGUGUCUCCCGUUCACAUCUACUGGAAUGGAUGGAAAUGGAGUUGGAGCACUUCACACAGGCCAUCUAUAAGGACAAGAGCCGCGCAACAAUCAGAGACAAGCAGAGACCGUGCUACAUAUGGUGCCUCGAUGCGCUGGACUUUUUGAACAGGAAAGUUGCUAGUGGAGAGCUUAGAAAGAACUCCUCCUUCGUACGGCCCUCAGAGAGCGAGGUCACGCAGCAUUUUCGUCAGUCACACCUUCAGGAUUCUGCAACGCCCUUCAAGAACUAA